GGAACGUUUAUCAAGUUUUCUAACUAUUUUUUCAAUGAAGAAAAGGUAUCCUUAUACAAUGCAAGUUUAUUUGAAGACAACAUUUUUUACACAUAACAUUGUUUGUAGAUAAAAAAUCUGGUAUUUCGUAUGCAAGCUGAUUGGUCAGCGGAUAUUUUUCAACCACAUCUGGAGAUUUUUAAAAAAUAUGCGACAGACGGGAAAAAAUUGACGCAACUUUACGGUGUUUGCAUGUUCAUGACACUGAUAACGUUUGUCUUUAUGCCCGUGGUACCCAAACUAUUGGAUGUCAUCAUGCCCCUCAAUGAAUCAAGACCUUUAGUUUAUCCUCUCCCAAUAUCGUACGGAAAUAUCAAUAUGGAUAAAUAUUAUGUCCCAAUCGUGAUUUAUGCUGAUUAUGCUGUUUUCGUCACCGUAACUGCGAUUGUUGCAAUGGAUACCACUUACGCCGUGUAUGUUCAACACGCCUGCGGUAUGUUCGCCGCUUUGGGCGAUAAAUUACGACAUUCGAUGGAGCCUUUACGGAAUAAAUCCAUCCAUAAAAACAGCACUGGAGAAAUCGAAAAUGCCGUGUACCAGGCGAUCGUCGAUUGCAUCGAAAUGCACAAGGGAGCCAUAAAAUUCGCUGACACGAUUGAAUCAGCUCACACAGUUGUAUUAUUCUGCGUAAUGGGUAUGAGCAUUGUAUCGAUGAGCGCCGCAGGAUAUCAGGUUAUAAUGAAUUUGGAAAAGCCAAACGAGGCAUUCAGAUUUGCUAUCUUCACACUGGCACAAUUUUUUCAUGUGUUCUACCUCAGCUGGCCCGGUCAGAAAUUGAUUGAUCACAGUGAACAAAUACACGAUUUAGUAUAUGAAGCAACAUGGUAUGAAACUUGUCCCCGUUCACAAAAAUUACUAAUCCUCAUGAUGAUGAGAAGUAUUCGGCCCUGCAAGAUAACGGCUGGCAAAUUAUAUGACAUGUCUUUCGCCAAUUUCAGCAUGAUUAUAAGAACAACCAUGUCAUACUUCACUAUGCUCACCUCCUUCAGAUGAAUCGGCGGAAAAAAAUCGUUACUGAUGUGAAAAGUGUUCGAGUCUAGUAUCUAACGAAAAGUUUUUGAUCGUAGCGACCUCAAAGCAUAUAUACCGUAGUGAGGAAACCAUAUAAGAGUCCAAUAUAUCGCGACAGCGUUUUCGCCGCACUUUUUUUCGUGUUGAUUAUCGAUCCUCAGAUGUGAUAAUAACUCCGAAGAAAUGUAGGUUUGCAAUAAAACAGAUUCAUCAGCAACAGAAUAAAGUCAGUUAUUCAGUGUCUUUGAGACACAUAUGCCUCAAUGACGAUCACCAUGGUCGAUUUACUUCAAGAAAAGCUACUGAAACAAAAUGAAAGAAACCCCACAGAAA
Molecule: messenger RNA, 1383 nt
Organism: Venturia canescens
Lineage: Eukaryota; Metazoa; Arthropoda; Insecta; Hymenoptera; Ichneumonidae
Product: odorant receptor 9a-like
Exons: 8
Coding region: 130-1032 (300 amino acids)
Biological process (GO): detection of chemical stimulus involved in sensory perception of smell; sensory perception of smell
Cellular component (GO): plasma membrane
Molecular function (GO): odorant binding; olfactory receptor activity
Source: RefSeq, a predicted model, not a curated record